Messenger RNA from Drosophila melanogaster (fruit fly), 2464 nucleotides. RefSeq names its product Dpp target gene (gene Dtg). The record is from RefSeq and is marked reviewed. NCBI's taxonomy places the organism in Eukaryota, Metazoa, Arthropoda, Insecta, Diptera, Drosophilidae. The transcript has 3 exons. Bases 302 to 2140 code for a protein of 612 amino acids.
UUAGUUCUUUGCGAGUGGCCAACGCGUUCGGUCGUGGUGCGUGGUAGUCGGAUGAGUAGUGAAUAAACCCCGUGAAAACCGGAGUCAAAUCGAAGUUAUAGCAACAGCUGAAAGUCUCGAGAACAGGCGAAUGCAGCUGUAUUCCUUAUCUACACAUCCCGGUGUUUCAGUAUCUGUGUGCGCAUCCCGUGUUUGAUAGUCUUGCUGUGCCUUGUGCGUGCGUGUGUGUUUGUGCGUGUUGGCCAGUUGAUUUCGGGCCCGUCAAACUGGGAGCGACAACCUAAUCAAUCAGUCACUCAAUAUGGCCAGUAUUUCUAAGAGCCGCGCCAGCAGCUGCUCCUCCAGAAAGAGGCUGCAUCUGCAACCGGGAUCGCUGCUCUGCGUGAUCGUCUUCUGCCUGCUGGCUUCGUGCUCGGCUCAGCCAAUCGAGUCAACCUCAUUGCCUGCAGAAGUGGACGAUGUGGAGGGUACCACAAUACUUCCCAUCCAGUUGGAGGAGAGUUCACCAACACCAGAACCCAUUAUCAAGAAUGAAACAGCUACUGCUCUUCCUGUCGUGGAACUCAAAGUAGCUGAAUCUAAUCCUGUAGAUCCUGUUGAGGCUACGGAUAAUUUUGUAUCGGUUUACGGCGGAAAUCUGGAGCAGGAUAUAAAGAACGACGUGAACAGCGAAGUGGAAGAUGCGCCCUCUCCGGUGGAACCAAUCAUCGAGGAAGUUCAAAAAGUGGCAGAAGCUGAACUUGAAAAUCAUGAAAUUAAGCUUGCGGUCCAAAGUGCUCGGGAGCCCAAAUCCCUGGAUGCUGAAGAGGAGUCAAAGACAAUCGAUGAAGAUCGCUUGGAAAAUCAAGAUAAAGCGGAGACAGUAACGGAUAACAUUGCCGUUUCCAGUGAGCAGAUGGAGAGCCACAUCAGACCAUUACCCAACGUGACCAGUGACCUGGUUUCCGUGAUUCUCAACGAAGACAAAGCCAUCACUGAGCAACCGAUCACCAAAACGAACCUUCUGGCUUUGGAGCAGGAGCACGAGAAAUUCGAGGAAAUUGAUGAAAGUACUACAGUGCCAGUUUAUGAGGAGCCCAAGCACCAAGUCACCAAGAAACAAGGCGUUGAGGACCCAUCUACCGUUGAAAUUCCACCUGAGGUAUCUGACGAACAACACUUUGAUCCUUCCGAGGAACCCCAGACUGUUCGCGACGAACGUAAUCUUGAAGAGCACGACGACAACCAGAAUGAGAUAAAUGAGAACAUCAUUGAAGGGGAGGAGGCUCCAGCCAAAACGUCAACCACCGCAGGUCCCUUGGUCACCGUGGAACCCACUAAAUCGAUUACCGAGCCAAAUGAGGAGAUCGAGAAAAAGGCGGAAGCUGAGGCUAAGGCGGAAAUGGAGGAGCAAGUGGAGGUCAACACUCCUUCUGUAGACGCAACUGUGGUGGCAGCGGAUCCUGAUGAAGCACAAGAUGAAGUAAUCGUUGCUGAAACAACAGUAGAAGCUAUCACAGAAGCUGCCAAGAUUGUUGUGGAGGAGGAACCCAAGGAAGAUGUUUCAGUUCAACAGGAGCAUCUAAAGGAACAAAGAGUCCAGACAGUUUCCGAGUCCAACCGUCAAGCAAGUCCCACCGAGGAACCAAUCAAAGAAGUGAUCUUUCCAAAAGGUGAUGAUGAAUCCCCGGUAGAAGGGGAUAGCUCCGAAUCGGAUGAGAAACCAACUGAGAGAGCAAUAGUGGAUGACGACUCCUCGGAGGAGCAAAACGAGGACGUUGUGGAUGAGGGAAAGUCCUCUUCCGACGACAGCACCGCCACUCCGCUGGUCUCCUAUCCCCCACACGAUGCUGGCCAAACCUUCGAUAGCAACUCGGCUGACGAACACUCGGCCCAGCUGUCCGGAGCCACCAACUACCGGUCCACCCUGAUCAUAGCCCUGUGCUCCGGCACAGCAGUGAUCUUCAUCGUGGCCUCGCUGGUCAUCUUCGUGGUUUCCUUCCAACGGCAGCACGGCACCUUGGACAUUGAGAUGCAGGAACAGCGUUUGGGCAAGGAUAUUCAGGAAGAGGACAAUGUCCAGAUGAAGCUGCUCGAUGUGGAUCUCUCGUCGCCCGUCAUUCUGCCGAUGGGCAACGAGGAGACCGAUGAAUGCCUGUAGACUCUCUCAGCACGAUGAUGCCAACACCAUGGUGCCCUGUAAAUAUUUAUUAACUUUGAGAUUUCGAUAAAAAACUUCAGGCUGUUUCUUUGGCCGGAUGUUCAUUUUGGUUACUAAAUUGUUGACUGAGAGCAGCUGCAAGCUAAGCAAACGAAAACUCGAAUUGAAACGAAAGCAUUUGCCAUACUGUUUAAUUUUAAAUGCACUUUAGCCACUAAGAAUUUGCAAAAGUUCGACAAAAAUAUUUAUAUUUAGACUUUUAUAGAGUUAAGCUCUUUUUUAUUGUGUCUGAUGGAAAGUCAGAAUAAAUAAUUUCGAUUGGUC